UCAUACUUGGCCCUCAAAAACGGUCUGUGAAGCACCACAUAACGUAGCGCCGGCUACAUAUGCCCUACUUUCGUCCUAUCCCCCAUCCGUCUUGUCGAAGUUACCAUUACUAUGGAACUCUCCUCACAAAAUGGCCACACGAUCAUGUCAAACAAGCUAGCAAGUACGCAUCUCUUGCGGAAACCCUUUAGUGUCAGAAACUUGACUCUUGCCUCCAAUCCAGCACACUCAAUACGAAACUCCUGCAUAUCGCGGGGUCAUGUGAGCCGACUGUUUGGAAGUGGCUUCGCACUAUUCCGCUCCCGCCGACCUGAGAUGAACAAAGGGCCUACAGUUCGAGGCGAGCGCAAGUUCUUCGGUUUGAUUCAGCCCAUGAAUGAUAUUUCCGGUAAAAACACUUCAUGGAAAGUGGUGUGGACUAGGGUCAUGCCAGAGCGAGGAUCUUGUAUUCCCGAGAUGGAUAAGAUGCAAGACAGAAUUGAUGAGUAUACUGAGCUUAUCGAACGGAAAGAUAAGAAUGAGAUUCAGCCCGGCCGACUCGUAUGGCGGAGUUGUUAGGCGCGCUUGGUAUUGCACUUGUUGCGGUGGGCGACGAGAGUAGAUGGUUCCAUUUCCGCUACAACUUGUGCUAGUUGCUACUAAACACACGACUGUGAAACGGGCUUUAUCGCAGAGCCAGAUGACCACCAAAAAGUCUUCCUCGCGUAUCCAAGGCUGGCGGAAGCAACGUCGCCUGCUGUCAUCUUCACCAAUUUGACGGACAUUGAACGGUUACUAGGACGAUGUCCAAACCGGAGGACUGCGGACUCAUGGGUCGGACAGCAUUGGACGGGGGUGUUUUCCGAUAAUACCAGUGUCAGAUUCGGCAUUAGGGUUUGAAGUACUGUACUGUGAAUUCUAUGGGUCUGAUUUGUUUAAGUUGUCAAUUUCAUAUGCAAACUAAAUCGAGCUCAGAUGAGUUGCUAAGGCGUAUGAAAGACACUACAAUCAUCACGC
Truncatella angustata is the source of this 996-nucleotide messenger RNA. RefSeq lists its product as uncharacterized. Lineage: Eukaryota; Fungi; Ascomycota; Sordariomycetes; Amphisphaeriales; Sporocadaceae. The record is from RefSeq and is a predicted model, not a curated record. The transcript has 2 exons. Bases 112 to 558 code for a protein of 148 amino acids.